AUGGCGAACUACACCCAACACUUACAGCAAGUAACUCCGUCGCCAUCACCUAGUCCUCAACUUCAAUACCCCCGCUCGCCCACUCAGCCCCGCACCCGCCUACAAGGUCGCCGAGGUGUGACCACCCAAUCCGCGCCUCCAACAACUCCCCAGUCUCACCAUUCUUCCGUUCUUCUCCCUGCCUUUACCCUUAAGAAGGCAGGGAAUCCUGGUGCGAGUCGAAUUAACGCCACCCCGGGGCCCAGUCGGAGGGACAUGGUUCGGACGCGUUCGCGCUCUGCGGAGCAACAACCCACUCUCGGAGACCUCACCGUCGGAAACUUGGCGCGGCACGAUGAUGGCAGCAUCCAGACGAUCCCCAUUGCGGGCUCGAGCUUAUUAGAUCUCGCAGCCAUUCAAGCAAUGCGGAAGGAGCAAGAUGACCGCCUACGCCGCCACCUCCCCACGCACGCCCAAAUCGUCGCCGAGAGGCAGCGCAACUAUCCUACCAACCACGCUAUCCGCGUCGUCAAGCGUGCUUGCACCAAACUGGCAAAUGAACUGACGGUGCAUCAAGCUUCCUUCUCCUCGCUCGAAAAACUACUGAAGGAAGCCGUGGGCACGGUGAAUGAGGCUACGCGCAGGACACGGGAGGUGGUGUGGUUGAGGUUUUGCUUGGAGCACGACCUGUUGAAGAAGGUAAAGAAGGAGAGGAAGUAUUGGGAUGGGACGCUUGUGGGUGGGGACAGAGUGAGGGAGUGGAGGGAGUUUCUGGAGGAGGUGAAGAGGGAGAAGGAGGAGAAGGGCAAGGAGGCGCUGGAGAAGUUAGAUAGGGAGUUGGAGGAGUUGGAUGGUUCGGACGAGAGUGGGAGUGACGACGGGCGCGAUGGAGGCUCUGACGAUAAGUCCGGCUCGGAAAGCCGGAAACGCGCACGCGAUACUGUGGAUGACGACCAACAGGACGAAGAACAAGAACAAAUGAAGAGGGCUAGGCGGGAUAUCGUCGCAUCCUGA
Pleurotus ostreatus (oyster mushroom) is the source of this 993-nucleotide messenger RNA. RefSeq lists its product as uncharacterized. The record is from RefSeq and is a predicted model, not a curated record. The transcript has a single exon. Bases 1 to 993 code for a protein of 330 amino acids. Lineage: Eukaryota; Fungi; Basidiomycota; Agaricomycetes; Agaricales; Pleurotaceae.